AUGGGCCUCCUUGGGUACUUGAAGUCGAGUAAGAAAGCGGAGAAGGAGAAGGCACCACAAGCGUCAGACACAUCGAACAACGAGCAACCAGACUGGCGUGAGAAGCCACACCCACCCUUCGCACAAGAUGGUUCGGAAAACCCAAGGGCAUCAUUAUCUUCAACCAAGUCUGGAACGCCACGCACAAGCUUCAUGGAAGACAUCAGACACGAGGUCAUGGUUAACUACCUGUUCCAGCAGCAGUGUGCGAACUUGUGGAUUGGCGACAGCACGGGCUACACGGAAGGCAUACUGAUCCGCAAGCUAAGAGGCAGCUAUCUCGCCUGUCCUCCGGAUCUCAUUCACUCGCAGUUCGCCGCUGGUGUCAUGGCGUUGAACCUAAUGUGUGCCAUGACUGUCAACAGCCGUGUCGUGAAGACGUACCUUUCGUGGGUCCCUGAUGGCGCUGAUGUGCCGUUGAAAAACGGUCUUCAUGUGCAAGUCCUUCCCACCAUGGAGGACUUCAAGAAAGCAAGAAGUGCUCAGUCGGCGGCCUUUAUUCUUAACGAAGGUCUGCUGGUAGUUUGGGAUGAUGAGGCCGCUAACCUGAUACCCCGGGCAAAAGCAAUUGAGUCUGAGCUUAUGAACAUGAUCUGGAGUGCCGGAGAUGAGCUCCAGGACGACGACACCAGCCCUGACCAGGACAACAAUAAGAAGGUGCCGCGAGUAACUUUCGAAGAAGUGGACGAAGAGAGCGGCGAACUGCUACCCGAAAAGCGACCCACCCACCUCAUGAACACAGUCCUGGUUGGUGUGACACUCUUCCUGAUCACGGUCAUGUUAGGCGCUGGCUUUCGCCAGAUUGGCAUCGCCACCGCGGUCGAUCACAACUACCUGAGGGUAGCCUUCGUUCUCCUCACUCCGGUGCAGAUCUUCUUCACGCUUUUCUUCGCACAAGUCAUUGUGGGUUGCGUCGCUCAAUGUAUUGGGCCUAUCAAGCAGAUGCGGGAGAACAGUCGCUUCUAUUCCGCCAUGCUGCCUCGACGACUGACCACCCGACCGUUGCCGCACGUCACCGUGCAGUGUCCAGUCUACAAAGAAGGUCUCGCCGGCGUCAUUGCGCCAACUGUCCGCUCAGUGAAGAAGGCAAUUUCCACAUACGAACUUCAGGGUGGUACAGCUAAUAUAUUCAUCAAUGAUGAUGGACUGCAGCUUAUUGACGCCGAAGAGAGGCGAGCACGGAUCAACUUCUAUGCAGACAACUGCAUCGGCUGGACAGCUAGACCGAAGCAUAACUCGGACGGCUUCAUCCGCCGUGGUAAGUUCAAGAAAGCUAGCAAUAUGAACUUUGGCCUUAUGUUGAGCAACAAUGUUGAGACGAAGCUCGCUGAGGUGCAAAGGCACGAGCUCUGGACCCAGAACGACGAAGCGGCCGAGUAUGAGAGAUGUUUGCAGGAAGUAGUCCAAGAACAUGGCCGGGCUUGGGCGGAUGGCAAUAUCCGAAUUGGAGACUACAUCCUCAUUAUUGACAGUGAUACCCGUGUUCCCGAAGAUUGUCUGCUUGACGCAGUCAGCGAGAUGGAGCAAUCACCACAAGUCGGCAUCAUGCAGUUCAGCUCUGGUGUGAUGCAAGUGGUUGGCGACUUCUUCGAGAACGGUAUCACAUUCUUCACGAACCUUAUCUACACCGCCAUCAAAUACACCGUCUCCAACGGCGACGUUGCACCCUUCGUCGGUCAUAAUGCCAUCCUCCGCUGGAGCGCCAUACAACAGAUCGGCUACUUUGACGAUGACGGUUACGAGAAGUUCUGGUCCGAAGCGCACGUUUCGGAAGACUUUGAAAUGUCCCUCAAGCUCCAGACCAACGGCUACAUCAUCCGUCUUGCCGCCUGGGCAGGCGAAGGCUUCAAAGAAGGCGUCAGCUUGACCGUCUACGACGAGCUUGCCAGAUGGGAAAAGUACGCCUACGGCUGCAACGAAUUGCUCUUCCAUCCCAUCCGCACAUGGCUGUGGAGAGGCCCAUUCACUCCCCUCUUCCGCAAAUUCCUCUUUUCCAACAUCCGCAUGACCUCCAAGAUCACUAUCAUCUCCUACAUCGGAACUUACUACGCCAUUGGUGCCGCGUGGAUCCUCACCUUGGCCAACUACUUCGCCAUAGGCUGGUUCAACGGCUACCUGGACAAGUACUACAUCGACUCCUGGAAAGUCUGGUUCUCCAUCGUCAUCGUCUUCAACGGGUUGGGCAACUUCGCGUUGGCUACAAUGCGUUACCGGAUUGGCGAGCGCAGCUGGUUCGGGAGCUUCAUCGAGAACAUCAAAUGGACGCUCAUGCUUGCCGUCUUCCUGGGUGGGCUAAGUCUGCACGUCAGCCAGGCGCUCCUAUCACAUAUGUUCGAAAUCAACAUGACCUGGGGCGCCACGUCCAAGGAGGCGACACAGACCAACUUCUUCAUCGAGGUCCCGCGUGUGCUCAAGAACUUCAAAGGCAGCAUCGGCUUCUCCCUCUUCGGCAUCGUCAUGAUGGUCAUACUGGCCACCGCCGAUUUCGUACCCUACAGCUGGCGCAUCAACGACUUCAUUGCCAUCCUGCCGAUGAGUACUGUGUGUGUCAGUCACUUUUUGCUGCCGAUCGCCUUGAACAGUGGUUUGAUGCAGUUUACUUUCUAA
Baudoinia panamericana UAMH 10762 is the source of this 2646-nucleotide messenger RNA. RefSeq lists its product as uncharacterized. Lineage: Eukaryota; Fungi; Ascomycota; Dothideomycetes; Mycosphaerellales; Teratosphaeriaceae. The transcript is spliced from 5 exons. The coding region runs from base 1 to 2646 and encodes 881 amino acids. The record is from RefSeq and is a predicted model, not a curated record.